UGAUGUAGGUGUGAGCACGUGACCCUGCGUGAUAUUUAUACUGGUAAAUAAUAGUGAUUCGUCAUCAUAUGAUCAAUUGUGGCUUUAAGUGAUUGAAGAAAAAAAAAACAAUCGAUGAAACUAAAAGAAGAAACUUCGGAUUUUCUCCUUCGCCCCUUCCCUCGGUGACCCGGCACUGAGCAUGCGCAGUGUGUCCGCCAGCGGGCGGUCGGUUGAGGAAGUUUGGACCAACUCGUUCUACCUGUCGGUUUUAUGGGUGUUAGCUCACCGCAGCGCCACCGGUGAGUCGCCGCGCCCUCGCCUCGGCAGGCGGGCAGACACUGAAAUCCACCAGAAAUGACCUCGACGUCUGAUCUGGAGCCGCUGGCAGAAAUAGAACUUCAGAAGGAGGAGGAGGACGAGGACCGGAGGGACGUCACAGACAGUCCAUCAGUUCCCCCGAGCAGCAGCUUCAGUCCCGAUACCUCCCACCCGUAUUAUGACGUGGCUCGGCACGGCAUCAUCCAGGUCUCUGGGGACGACAACUACGGCAGGAAGUUGAUCAUCUUCAGCAGCUGCUGUUUGCCGCCGUCACACCAGCUGAACCACCGACGCCUGCUCGAGUAUCUGAAGUUCACCUUGGACCAGUAUGUGGAGAUGGACUACAUCCUGGUUUACUUCCAUCAUGGUCUGAGGAGCAGCAACAAGCCGUCUCUGAAAUGGUUACGAGAAGCUUACAGCGAGUUCGACAGGAAGUACAAGAAGAACCUGAAGACUCUGUACGUUGUUCAUCCCACAAACUUCAUCAGAAUCGUCUGGAACAUUUUCAAACCUCUGAUCAGCCACAAGUUUGGGAAGAAGCUGACGUACGUGAACUACCUGGAUGAACUCCGAGAUCACCUGAACUACGAGCAGCUCAUCAUCCCUCCCGAUGUACUCAGCCAUGAUGAAAAGUUACGAGCGGCUCAGCAGGACAGACUCCCUCCCCCGGCGAAGACUCCCCCGCCUCGACCCCCCCUGCCCACACAGCAGUUUGGUGUCAGUCUGCAGUACAUCAGAGAGAAGAACAGGGAGGCGAUAAUCCCUCCUGUGAUCCAUCAGACUGUCGCCUACCUGAAGGAGAAAGGUCUGAGGACGGAGGGCCUCUUCAGGCGUUCGGCUCGUGUUCAGCUCAUCAAGGACGUUCAGAAGCUCUAUAACCUGGGGAAACCCGUGGACUUUGAGCAGUACGGCGACGUCCACGUCCCUGCCGUGAUCCUGAAGACGUUUCUCCGAGAGCUGCCUGAGCCGCUGCUCACCUACAGAGUCUACAACCAGGUCCAGGACAUCCUCGAUGUGGAGAGCAUUCUCCGUGUGACGCGGUGUAAACAGAUCGUCGAAAGUCUUCCUGAGCAGAACUUCAUCGUGGUGAAGUACCUGCUGUGUUUCCUGCACAUGGUGUCUCAGGAAAGCAUCGUGAACAAAAUGAGUCCGUCCAACCUGGCCUGUGUUUUCGGGGUCAACCUGGUCUGGCCCCGUCACGGCUCCAUCUCCCUCACCGCUCUGACCCCCAUCAACAUCUUCACCGAGCUCCUCAUUGAGCAUUUCCACACCGUGUUUGGCUCCCACUGCCCAGCUGGACAGGUAACGCCCUGAACCAGCGGAUCAACACGUCACACCCCCUGGAUCCAGACCGUCACUCGUCCCCUGGGAAUGUUUUUGUUCGUUCCAUCUGAGAUAUCCACGAACUCUGUGUGUGGGAAUUCCUGUUCCCCAGAGGACGACUCCUCGCGACUUGGUGCCGUUCAUCCCGCGGCACCGUUUCCACUUCUGCACGGAAAAAAACCCCAAAUCUAAAGGUCAGAGUGUCGUGAAACCUCCUGAGCUCAUUGCUGCUGCUCAGAGGACGAACCCUUCACAUUGUGGACACAAUUUUGGACUUUGAGUUUCCCCUUUACAGCCAUGAGACUUCACCUGCCCACACACACACAGACACUAGGGCUGGUCGAAACGAUGGUAUCUUCUUAAUACUGUAUCUUCACCUUCACUGGUGGCGGGAGGAGGACUCAUUUAUGAUGAGACUGGAUUUGGUACCGGUGUGACCAAGAGCCUUUGUUUGAAUAUCUAAUUCACCAGAUUAACCCAAACCUGAUGCAUUUUAUUAACAGUUAACGACACUCUCUCUGUUGCACUUUAAUAAAAUAUAUAAAAUCCUAGUGGAGGAUUUUGUCCUUCAGUAAUCAGUAAUAAUGUGGAGGACGGGUGGACAGGACCGUGUGUGGAUUCUGUCAAGUGCUAGUUUCUUUGUGCGGUGAAUCACUGGUGCUGGAGAUGCGACAGUUCAACGACCUGAACCAGUAGAGACCUUUUAUACUGUAACGUCAUUAAAACGCACACAAGCCCGGACAGAUCGUUACAGUCAGGAAGUGGAACCGUUGAACUCUAGAGCAACGACUGGAUUGUUGAGGCUUGUCGAGAUUCCUCUGCAAAGAACGCGGCAUUAACUGCGAUAUUCUCGGACAUUUUUAACUUGAACGUUUGUAGUUUAAAUUUGGUGUUUGAACAACGGUGACCGACGCAUUUUACGGCGUUAACAGUGAAACCCUCCUCGCUGGUUUGAGACGAGCUGGUCUCUGGUGGAAAAGGCGACGCCGCGGACGUCUGCGCACCAGUCGGGAUUUAGCGAGAUUUAAAUUCAAAAUCUGACGACAGGCGCUGGGUUGUUUGGUAGCUGUUGAUCAGAUCUGAUCAAACUCCACCCACACACGGU
This is a messenger RNA of Xiphias gladius (swordfish), 2728 nucleotides long. Its product is annotated as rho GTPase-activating protein 8-like. Gene Ontology annotation, molecular function: GTPase activator activity. The coding region runs from base 337 to 1614 and encodes 425 amino acids. The record is from RefSeq and is a predicted model, not a curated record. The transcript is spliced from 13 exons. Gene Ontology annotation, cellular component: cytoplasm. NCBI's taxonomy places the organism in Eukaryota, Metazoa, Chordata, Actinopteri, Istiophoriformes, Xiphiidae. Gene Ontology annotation, biological process: small GTPase-mediated signal transduction; negative regulation of endocytic recycling.